AGUAUGGCCGGCGACAUUAGCUAGCGCUCGCUCAACUCUCUCUAACGGGAAAGCAGCGGACUACAAGAGACUGAACUGUAUCUGCCUCUAUUUCCAACAGACUCACGUUCAACUUUCGCUCACAAAAAUAGCCGGGAAAAUUUUAUUAGUCCUUUUUUUAAAAAAAGUUAAUAUAAAAUUAUAGCAAAAAAAAAAAAGGAACCUGAACUUUAGUAACACAGCUGGAACAAUCCGCAGCGGCGGCGGGAGCGGCGGGAGAAGAGAUUUAAUUUAGUUGAUUUUCUGUGGUUGUUGGUUGUUCGCUAGUCUCACGGUGAUGGAAGCUGCACAUUUUUUCGAAGGGACCGAGAAACUGCUGGAGGUCUGGUUCUCCAGGCAGCAGUCCGAUGCCAGCCAGGGAUCUGGGGAUCUUCGCACCAUCCCAAGAUCUGAGUGGGAUGUCCUUUUGAAGGAUGUGCAAUGCUCAAUCAUAAGUGUGACAAAGACUGACAAGCAGGAAGCUUAUGUACUCAGUGAGAGUAGCAUGUUUGUCUCCAAGAGACGUUUCAUUUUGAAGACAUGUGGUACCACCCUCUUACUGAAAGCACUGGUUCCCCUGUUGAAGCUUGCUAGGGAUUACAGUGGGUUUGACUCAAUUCAAAGCUUCUUUUAUUCUCGUAAGAAUUUCAUGAAGCCUUCUCACCAAGGGUACCCACACCGGAAUUUCCAGGAAGAAAUCGAGUUUCUUAAUGCAAUUUUCCCAAAUGGAGCAGCAUAUUGUAUGGGACGUAUGAAUUCUGACUGUUGGUACUUGUAUACCUUGGAUUUCCCAGAGAGCCGAGUAAUCAGUCAGCCAGAUCAAACCCUGGAAAUUCUGAUGAGUGAGCUUGACCCAGCAGUUAUGGACCAGUUCUACAUGAAAGAUGGUGUUACUGCAAAGGAUGUCACUCGUGAGAGUGGAAUUCGUGACCUGAUACCAGGUUCUGUCAUUGAUGCCACACUGUUCAAUCCUUGUGGCUACUCGAUGAAUGGAAUGAAAUCGGAUGGAACAUAUUGGACUAUUCACAUCACUCCAGAACCAGAAUUCUCUUAUGUUAGCUUUGAAACAAACUUAAGUCAGACCUCCUAUGAUGACCUCAUCAGGAAGGUUGUGGAAGUCUUCAAGCCAGGAAAAUUUGUGACCACCUUGUUUGUUAAUCAGAGUUCUAAAUGUCGCACAGUGCUUUCUUCACCCCAGAAGAUUGAAGGUUUUAAACGUCUUGAUUGCCAGAGUGCUAUGUUCAAUGAUUACAAUUUUGUUUUUACCAGUUUUGCUAAGAAGCAGCAACAACAGCAGAGUUGAUUAAGAAAAAUGAAGAAGAAAAAACGCAAAAAGAGAAGACACACGGAAGGUGGUGGCUGCUUUCUAGAUUUUGAUACUGGGGGCUGUGUUCUCCAAGACCACCACCUUAUAGUUGCAGAAAGCCCUAGAUGUAAUGAUAGUGUAAUCAUUUUGAAGUGUAUGCAUUAUUCUAUCAAGGAGUUAGAUAUCUUGCAUGAAUGCUCUCUUCUGUGUUUAGGUGUUCUACGCCACUCUUGCUGUGGAAUUGAAGUGCAUGUAGAAAAGAACUUUGACUGUAUGAAUCUUUACAACACUUGUGAAAAUGAUUCAAUUUGGUUUAUGCACAGUGUAAUAUUUCUGCAGGCAUCAUCCAAAAUCCCCCACAGACAAGGCUUUCGUCCUCAUUAGAUGCUGGCCUCAACUGAACAUCUGCGACUGUUCUAUUAAAUUGCUGCCAGAGUUUUUACAGCCAGUUACCUCCACUUUCUAGAGCAUAUUCUCUACUAAUGUUAUUCAAAACCAAUUUUUACUUCAUACAGGUGUUUUAUGCAAUGGCAAUUAAAGUUUUUCUUCCACAAGUUGAGUCCUUGUAAGAAAAUGCUGAUUCCAGUGACUGUGUUCUGCUGUUUUAUCAGUUGUUCCUGCAUUUGUGAUCCUGUGAUGGAUUUCUUCUCUCACCAGAGUCUUUCCCUCUUCCCUCAAUUCACACCCACCCCCCCAUUAAAGCAAUACACUAUUACACUGGACUUAAAAUAUCCCCUCCUGGAGUGGGGGGAUUUUGAAGAUGGUCCCUGACCUUUUUUUUUUUUUUUUUUUUUUUUUAAGACAUAAUGUCUUAUUGGCAUGAACUGUGGAAGACAAAUGACAAAACUGAAUGUAUCAAAUGAAAAGAAUUUCGUCUCCGGGGGUGGGUUAGCAGGGAGAACUCAUUCAAUACUCAAUGGAAACAGUAGGCUAUGCAGUGUGCUUGAAUUAGCUCUCAUGGAGUGCCUGCCAUGCCUUCACUAACUUGUUAAGUGCUGACAGGAGGAAGUCCACUAAGUCAAGCAGAUAUUCAAUCCUAGACAUUCUGACCUCAGUACGUGCUGUCAACUUUUAACCUGUUGCCAUCAGUUUCUACUAAAAGGAAAAUUUGAUUCAAAACAGGAUCUAUGGUAUUUCUGUCUGUGACUUAUACGUUGUAUUUUUGUGUGUGGUACAUGUGAGCUGUUCUGACUUCACCUGUUCCUGUGUGGUCUUCCUUUACCAUGCUGUUCACAUGACCAAAUGAAAGGCUGUCCAGAGUGAGGACUGUCCAGAUAGUAAACAUAUAUGCACACACAGAGAGUCAGUGGGGCUGGGACUAGAUAGAAAUACAGGCUUUCGAGAGUUGGCGUGAUGGUGGCAAUUGCAGAUAUUGAGUGUAAACAGCUGGGAGAAGAGCAAAAUGGACUAAAUUUCCUGUUUAUUGCCCUUGCACUGUUUUCUUGGUGUUUCUGGACUGAUACAGUGAUGUCUUGUUCCUUCUGUAUUUAUAAUGAAUGAAACACUUUUUUAGCGUUUCUAAACAUAGAAUCUACUUGGUUUGGAAUCAAGUGGUUGGAACACUGUCUGGAUUUUUACUUUAAGCAUGCUGUUGAUUGAAGGCUUCGUUGGGGAAGCCUCCAAUCAGCUUUAUCAGUGUGGUUCUAUAGUGAGCACAGCAGCUAAUGUCUUGGACUGCUAUUUGGAGGGCCAGUGCUUAUUUAAGCUGAACUUUGUAACCCAGUAGAUUUUGUUGGUUGCGGUCUGAUUCUCCCAUCUUAUAGAAUUACCAAUUCUAAUAUUGAAGUUUGCAUAGGUUUCUGUGGAAAGAAGCCUAGAAAACAAAAUGUAGAUUGGAUAGUGAUCCUAGUUUGAUUGCAAGAGAGGAAGUUUUGGUGCCAUAAUUUCUUCAUUGGUGUUGGACUUUUAAUCAGUUGAAAUGUAUUUCUGUACCACAAUGUAAACUUCAAUAAAAGUUUGCUUAAUUUGUCUAGUAA
This is a messenger RNA of Arvicola amphibius (Eurasian water vole), 3300 nucleotides long. RefSeq names its product adenosylmethionine decarboxylase 1 (gene Amd1). Lineage: Eukaryota; Metazoa; Chordata; Mammalia; Rodentia; Cricetidae. The transcript has 8 exons. The coding region runs from base 317 to 1321 and encodes 334 amino acids. Gene Ontology annotation, cellular component: cytosol. Gene Ontology annotation, biological process: spermine biosynthetic process; spermidine biosynthetic process. The record is from RefSeq and is a predicted model, not a curated record. Gene Ontology annotation, molecular function: putrescine binding; adenosylmethionine decarboxylase activity.